AUGGAAGCUAUUCAAGCUGAAGACAGUCGACUCAUGACUGCCAAGGCCACGAGUGUCACGCUGGGGGUUAAGGCCAAGUUAACGAACCAAGAAAUGGACUUGUUGCGCCAGCAGCUGGCCAGGGCCACCGCGUACGACCAUACACCUCAAGACAACGCGCUGGCACGCCAGCAACGCAUCAAACGUCCCCCCCAGUUUGUCAAAGCGUCCAAGUCUGGCAUCUACGACCGCGAGAUCCCCGCCAUGCCUGCCUCAUCGAAACCAGCCAAAAAGUCUGCGGCGGCGAUCCACCAUACCGUCGAGAAAUUGAAUCAAAGUGAACCCAUGUAUGUGCCGCGUCAGACGAAAGGAAUCAACCAGCUCGACAAAGAUCGGUUGCAAGACUUGUACACCGUCAAGCCCCGGAAGCUCAGGUGGGCUACGUCACCAACAGUUGUGACUCCAGCUCACGCCGCCGCGUUUGAUGUGCACGCACGUAGCACGGUCCCAUUGAGCCUCAUGGACACGGCGGCGAUCGAUGAUCUAGACGACAAUGGCCACUUCAAGAGCGGGAAACGGCUCGGGCCCGAGCACAUUCCCCAAGUGUUUUUGCUCUAACGCGGCCAACAGAACCUUGGACUCGUCAUUCUUUAGGGACAACAAAAGCACGCGGAAAGGUCAGCGAGCUAGUCUAACGCGCCGUGGAGGGGUGCCGACGCCGUCGCUGGCCGCCACCACGUAGCGACCUGUCGUAUUGCCCUCAAUUUAUAGCAAUUCAACCUUGACUUCGGUGGGGGCCUUGACUUCGGCAUGGACUUCAAUCUUCUUGAAGAACGCGUCCAAGCCAGCUUCCAGUUC
Molecule: messenger RNA, 837 nt
Organism: Aphanomyces invadans
Lineage: Eukaryota; Oomycota; Saprolegniomycetes; Saprolegniales; Verrucalvaceae
Exons: 4
Coding region: 1-597 (198 amino acids)
Source: RefSeq, a predicted model, not a curated record